UGGGGUGCUUCACUCAACCAUGCAGCUGUGCAGGCGCACCUCAGUGAAAGCACCUGAAGCAGUCAGAUCUCGCGUUGCCUGCCGCGUGGAACCGUCCAGUAACAUGCAGGAACAUCGCGUUAAGAACUUGGGAGUGUACCAAGACGAUCAACUGUUCGGAUCUCCAAUUACUUAAAUGUUGCAGCGAGGAUCAGUUAUCGAUGUAAUCUGUCGCGUGGGCCUCAUGAGGCUACCUCAUAAAAGCUAUCGAUCUACGUCCACUAUCCCUCGAAUCCACCCUCUGAUUUUAGCAUCCCCACACGCAUAAUGUUCGACAAAAUACCCAUGCCCACUGCCGCAGACCUCAUUCGCAUUACUUACAAAGGGGCAGAGCAGCUCCGUCGUGAGCAGCGUCCAGGAGGUGACCCGAGUAAACUGGACUUUUCGAUAGCAUCGACCUGCUAUAAUUGCGAUGCACUUAUCAUGGGUCGCAAACCCUUGGUCUGCUCUGGUUGUAGAUCCUUUGUAUUCUGCUCAAAGAAUUGCCAUACCACAAACUGGAAAGCAGGGAGGUUUGGAAGCCCAGGUCACAAAGUCUUCUGUGCAAAGAAUAAGGUGCAUAUGGAGAGGGUCCCGCAAGUGCAAGCCCUUCUAAAGCAAUUCCCUUGGGGUCGUGUCGAGGCGGAUGGCACCUUUGCCGCGGAUCUCGUGCGCGCUUGUUACAAUGUUUUAGGUGCUGAGGGUUUCGGGUACUGGAGCACUCCUGGAGGCUCCAACCCGCACCUCAAACAUCCAAGUCAACCUCCCGCUUCUUCUAAAGCGAUUCGCGUCGACGACGUACAAGGAUACGAACACGGCUACAUGCUACUUUCUGAUAGACCGUUGACGGACGAGACCGGCUGGAAGCUGGAGAAGCGGUUCAUCCCCCAAUUGGAUUUUGAGCCUGGCACGGAGCCUGAGAUUGCUUGCAAAGCAGAUAUCGUGGACUGGGAUUCGUGGUACAGGUGGCGAAAUCUUACCAAGGAGUCACCAGCUGCACUGUUGUUGCAUUACCCUCUUACCGUAUACCAGCUUUUGGUGCAUGUGCUCCACAAUCGUCAAGCUCUCAACGUGCAUUAUAUUGGAGUCCGAACCUUGCUGCUUCCUUACACAGACAUCAAGAUGACUUUCUUCGGCAUCGCAGUCCACUCGAUCGUCAAUAAGGCAAAGAAGAAUAGCAUUGCUAUGAAGGCGAAACGGAAGGAACCAGUCUACACAUACACCAGCCCUGAAUCUUGCGGAGCCAGCACAUUGUCCAUUUUUCUACACGGAGAUCAUGAAAAUUGGGAUCCGCGACUUCCCUUCCUCCUAAACAGCAGGCCCGAUGCCGUCGUCGCCCCAAAUGCUGGGCUCACCAGUUACCCGGCAUGGCAGUUCGUGAUCCUGCAUUGCCUCGCUGAAAAUACGCCUUUUGCCGCCACCGAAUACGCAGAGCAAUCCGCAGAAAUGCAAAGAGAUGCAUUUCCUCAGAUCGUUGCCCAUGCCCUGCCUAGCUUACAAGCGGCAGGUAUGCAUGGCUUGGCUUUUCACAACCUCACACGGCCAAGAGAAUACCCCAUCGCCUUUAAUCCUUUCCAGCGUCCUGGUCAGAGAGAUAUGAGCGCGACGCGUUUACCGAGCGUUCCGAACGGGUUUACGAUAAGAGUGGUUGGUGAGGAACAGCAGGAGGUGGACCGCCAUGUCUCUGCUGGCAUUCCUGCACCGGCUUCGGACUUGGAUGAGCUAAUCCAGAAGUCGGAGAAGUUGUCUCUGAACUCUUUGGACUGAGUAUCUUGGCACUCGUGCAUGUCUCCGUACUCGAGAGCUUCCUCGAUGGACGAACGUUGUGGUGAGUAGGCGCUUCUAGGUAUGGUUCAUCGUGCAUCCUGCCCAAAAAUAUGUAGCGUCCUCGACUACGUGUAUAAUAGUUGAUGUACUAGUAGUGUCGUCAUAGAUCCUGCAACACUUGUCCACCUACCAAAGGGGGGUUAAUAGUUCAUCCUAUCGAUCAAUUUGAAGUGACUUUACUUUAACUCUG
Suillus paluster is the source of this 2035-nucleotide messenger RNA. RefSeq lists its product as uncharacterized. The transcript is spliced from 6 exons. Lineage: Eukaryota; Fungi; Basidiomycota; Agaricomycetes; Boletales; Suillaceae. The record is from RefSeq and is a predicted model, not a curated record. The coding region runs from base 307 to 1785 and encodes 492 amino acids.